Messenger RNA from Culex pipiens pallens (northern house mosquito), 4093 nucleotides. RefSeq lists its product as uncharacterized. The transcript is spliced from 12 exons. The coding region runs from base 1 to 3921 and encodes 1306 amino acids. The record is from RefSeq and is a predicted model, not a curated record. NCBI's taxonomy places the organism in Eukaryota, Metazoa, Arthropoda, Insecta, Diptera, Culicidae.
AUGGGUUCGGGCGGGGUAUCGCGUAUUCUGCUGGCACACAGUCUCGUGGCGUUAGCCCAACAGGAAGUCAUCGUUGCCAUCGACGAACCGGGAAAGACCCAGUACCAUGAGGCGAACUUCAACACGAGCGCCUACCAGUUCGGUUACGAGGUCGGUCCGAACGGGCAGUUCCACCACGAGACCCGCGGCCCGGACGGGGUUACGUACGGUUGCUACGGCUACAUCGACCCGAACGGGCUACUCCGAGUGACGCACUACGUCGCGGACACGCACGGCUACCGCGUGGUCGAACCGAAUCACCCCGUGGAGAUAUUCAUGGAUGCGCCGAGUCAGUACAGCAAUGCAAUUACGGACGAGGAUCCGAAGGUGCGCCACCGAGGUCAGGUGGUCCCGUGGAAAGAUCUCUACCUUCCCCGAGGUUGCGGAAUGUACCCGGGAGGACUCCGACCGGAUGGUCCUCCGGUAACCCCACCUCCUCAGAACCCCGCACCCGCAAGACCAGGCGGCACCACCGGCGGUGGCAGUGGCACCGGUAAUCCUCAAGCUCCAGCAGGUUCGACGACGAACCGACCCGGACAGGGCAGCUGGCAGCAGCAGGGUUCGGGAGGUCAGAGCCAAGGACAAGGACAAGGUGGUAACUGGCAGAACCAAGGUCAAGGCCAAAAUCAAGGGCAAGGGCAGAACCAAGGGCAAGGUGGAAACUGGCAGAAUCAAGGUUCUGGAGGACAGAACCAAAAUCAGGGCCAGAAUCAAGGGCAAGGUCAAGGACAAGGGCAAGGGCAAGGACAAGGUGGAAACUGGCAGAAUCAAGGUCAAGGUCAAAAUCAAGGCCAAGGACAAGGAGGCAACUGGCAGAACCAAGGUCAAGGUCAGAAUCAAGGGCAAGGGCAAAACCAAGGACAAGGUCAAGGUGGAAACUGGCAGAAUCAAGGUCAAGGUCAGAAUCAAGGGCAAAACCAAGGACAAGGUCAAGGAGGAAACUGGCAGAAUCAAGGAUCCGGUGGACAGAACCAAGGGCAGGGUCAAGGCGGAAAUUGGCAGAAUCAAGGAUCUGGUGGUCAGAACCAAGGGCAGGGCCAGGGUGGAAGUGGUCAAACUCAAGGUCAAAACCAAGGGCAAACAUCGGGAUCUGGACACCAGCAUGGAGGACAACACCAAGGCUCCCAUCAAGGACCAAUAAGUUCUAGUGGACAUCAAGGCCAACACCAGGGAAGUCACCAAGGCACUUCCGGCCAACAUGGGGGACAACAUCAGAGUGGUCAUGAAGGACCUAUAAGCUCAAGUGGACAUCAACAUCAGCAUCAAGGAAGCCAUCAGGGAACGUCCGGACAACACGGAGGACAACACCAGAGCGGUCAUGAGGGUCCAAUUAGUUCUAGUGGGCACCAAGGCCAGCACCAGGGUAGCCACCAAGGAACUUCCGGGCAGGCUGGUGGACAACACCAGAGCGGUCAUGAGGGUCCAAUCAGUUCUAGUGGGCACCAGGGCCAACACCAGGGUAGUCAUCAAGGAUCUUCCGGGCAGGCUGGUGGACAACACCAGAGCGGUCAUGAGGGUCCAAUUAGUUCUAGUGGACACCAAGGCCAACACCAGGGUAGUCAUCAAGGAACUUCUGGGCAGGCUGGCGGACAACAUCAGAGUGGUCAUGAGGGGCCGAUUAGCUCUAGUGGGCACCAAGGUCAACACCAGGGUAGCCACCAGGGAACCUCCGGACAACACGGUGGACAACACCAGAGUGGCCACGAAGGUCCGAUUAGCUCAAGUGGGCAUCAACAUCAACACCAAGGAAGCCAUCAGGGAACCACUGGACAGCAUGGCGGACAGCACCAGAGUGGUCAUGAAGGACCUAUAAGUUCCAGCGGACAUCAACACCAACACCAGGGAAGCAACGAAGGCGGUGGGCAUCAACAUCAGGGACAGUCCCAGGGACAACAUAUGGGUCCGUUUGGAACGAGUCAGGUGCAAGUAUCAUGGAGUCAUGAGAAACCUGGACCUGGACAGCAAGGUCAAGGUCAGCAGCAAGGACAAGGCCAGCAACCAGGACAAGGCCAACAACAGUGUCAGGGCCAACAAUGCCAACAACAAGGACAGGGUCAAGGCCAACAGCAAGGGCAAGGACAACAGCCUGGAUUAACCACUGUUCGACCUAUCACGACGGCAAGACCGGGCCAGCAGCCGGUACAAGGCCAGGGUCAAGGUCAGCAACAGGGACAAGGCCAGCAACAAGGACAGGGUCAAGGCCAAGGAAAUCGCCCGGGUCAGGGUCAACAACAAGGCCAGGGACAAGGACAAUGGCAAGGCCAAGGAAAUCGCCCGGGUCAGGGUCAACAACAGGGACAGGGGCAGGGACAAGGACAAUGGCAAGGACAACAGGGUGCGACCACAGCGCGACCGGGACAAGGUCAAAGUCAAGGGCAGCAACAAGGACAAGGGCAGGGACAGGGACAAGGACAGCAGCAAGGUAAUCGACCUGGACAACAGGGUCAAGGACAAUGGCAAGGUCAGGGUCAAGGACAGCAGCAAGGAAACCGACCAGGACAAGGUCAGGGUCAACAGCAAGGACAAGGUCAGCAGCAGCAGCAACAGGGAACCACAACAGCAAGACCAGCUGGAGUACACAUUGGCAUCGGACCAAACAUAGUAGCGGGCAUUGGGGGCCUAGGCGCAUCGAUAAGCAUUGGUGGAGCACAUGGUGGCUUCACCGCAGGGGCAGGCAUUUCCCAGACAGGCAUUAGUGGCUCACUCAUGACAUCGCAUAAUACUACCGUUCAUACGGGCGGAACAAGCAUCGGUGGAUCCGUUGGGACCACCGGAGUUCACGGCAGCUCGAGCCAUAACUCGAGCGGAUCGAUCUUUGGUGCCACGUACAACCACACGUCGGUUAGUAGUGGAUCGCUCAACGGCCAGGGAGUCCACGGAGGACACACAGGUUCGAACAGUUUCAACAGCACGCACGUUUCGGUCAGUGGCAAUACCGACGUCGAAGGGCACUUCCAGGGAGGUCAGGUCACGGUGGGAGGUACGGUAAACCAUACCGAGACCCUCGCGGUCGGUUCCGUUAACGUAAGUAGCACAUCCGGCGGUUCGUUUGGGGGAGAACUUGGCCCAGAGUACGUCGGCGGCGAAGUGAGUGGAAUGCUUGUCACGAAUGCCAGUAUCAGUGCGCCACUCAUAGGUCCCCAGCAAGGUAGUGUAGCAGUCGGCGGUGGUGGUAGCAUAGGUAUCGGUAGACCCCCUCAAGAAGUAUCUACCGAGUACCCGUACGGACCCAGUCCGUCACAAAUGCCGGAACCCGUGUACACCACUCCUCAGCCGAACUACCCAACCGCAAGCGGCGUUCAACCACCAACUCGACCCAUCGAAACUGGUCCUCCACCACCAUCAAACAACAACAACAACAACCAGUACCCUCCCUACCAAAUCGCCGUCUCCCAGUAUCCCUACUUCUUUGUCCCUUACCCUUACGCUCCUCCUCCAACUGUUCCUCAAGCCCCGUGUAACUGCCCACAGGAUCAGAACCGACCAAACCAACCCGCCGGUUACCUCGGCUUCAUCCCCGUCAUCUACGUGCCCAAUUGCAACGCCCAGCAGCGAGGACUCCCCACGCACAUCAACUGGCCGGCUCCUCCACCGCCGGAAGGUUUGGGACGCGCCCUAGACCAGCUGCCACCCUUCCAACGACUGGUUCAAGGUCCGGACGGAAGCUGGACCGUGCAGCAGGACCCACGGCAACAGGAAGCUCAACCGGCCCAGCCAGAGCCACAACCGACGCAGCAGCCGUUACCACGACCACGUCCGAAUCGGGGCCGCCGGCUGAGGAGUCGAAGACCACCACUUCUCCAGCUGGCCGGAGUUCCGUUCGCCAAGAGCAGUAGUGCCGUGGGGGCCGAGCAGGAAACGCAACUCGAGACGCAGGUGUAGACGGACGUAUAGACUGGAUAGAGGGAACAGGACUUGGAAGAGCUGGGGGUGAGCAGAGGAUGGACGUCCGCCGGACAGGACGUGAGAAUAAAAUACUCAUUGAUCUUAAGAACACUGCGUUUAGGAUAAGGAAACUGUGUCGGUAAGGAGAAGAAACGUGUCAUUUCUUGAA